CUGUCCAAUUGUUAGCGUUCAUCCAUUUAGCGAAACGAAACGCAAAAGAACGAUACGAACUUGGUUGAAUUUACCUCAAUUCACUCAAAGAGUAUAAUUGGAUAGGUUUGUUACGUUUUGAAGUUGAAGAUGCCAAAGUCAAAAGAAUAUGUCUCUGACAGUGAUGAUAGCAGUGAAGAGGAAGUAAAAUCAAAGAAGCAAAAAAGGGAAAGAGAGGAUGAUAACAAAGCAACGAAAGAUGAGAAGAAAUCGGCAAAGAAGGCUAGAACUGAUGAUGAAACUGUUUGGGAUUUGGGCAACAAUCGUCAAGUAAAUGUAAGAAAUUUCAAAGGCAAAUAUUAUGUUGACAUUCGGGAGAUGUAUUAUGACAAGGAAGGUGAUUUAAAACCUGGAAAAAAAGGAAUAUGUUUAUCCAUGCAACAAUGGCGAAAGUUCAUGAAUGUUGUGAAAGAAGUGGAUGAAGUGGCUAAAUCGAAGAGUUAAAACUUUAAUUCUAAUGAAUUUCUAAUGAAUUCUAAUGAAUUCUAAUGAAUUAAAGAAUGUGUUUUCUUAUAUUCACAAUUUUUUUCAACGUUAAGAUUUUGAAAAUGUGUAACUACUAUAUACUUUUUUUUAUAUUGGAUUAAAAAUAUUUCUGUGAAGAUUACAUAAAAUGUAAAAGUAUAUUAUUUGGAAAUGUCUCUAUAUAAUAACAUUAUAUUUAUCGUUUAUUUAUAAUAGAAAAAUAAAAUAUUUUAUUUGAUAUUUAUCGAAGAAAACUAAUAUUCUGAAAAUUAAUUUAAUUUGUUAAAAAAUUUUGUAAACUUUUCCAAGUCAUAAAUUAUAAUAUAUUAUAUAAUAUCAUAUGUUAUUAUGUUCCCAUUUUUGUAGCUAUGAAAUGUCUACAUUGUACUAUAAAAAUAUAAUAGUGCCAAGUA
This is a messenger RNA of Atta colombica, 917 nucleotides long. It is a transcript of the gene Ssb-c31a, whose product is annotated as activated RNA polymerase II transcriptional coactivator p15. Gene Ontology annotation, molecular function: DNA binding; transcription coactivator activity. Gene Ontology annotation, cellular component: nucleus; transcription regulator complex. NCBI's taxonomy places the organism in Eukaryota, Metazoa, Arthropoda, Insecta, Hymenoptera, Formicidae. Bases 130 to 483 code for a protein of 117 amino acids. Gene Ontology annotation, biological process: positive regulation of transcription initiation by RNA polymerase II. The transcript is spliced from 4 exons. The record is from RefSeq and is a predicted model, not a curated record.